CUCACAGUUGUGUCGACCGUUCUGCUUGCGACUACCUGCUGAAAUAUGAACAGGUUUCUGGUCUUUGUAGGCGCAGCGUUGUUGCUGGUCGUAGCCAUAUUCUCCUCACCAGCGGAGGCUGUAGCUGUAGCAGCACCGCAGUUCGGACACCAUGGACCACCACACCACGGACCACCACAUCAUGGACCACCACAUCAUGGACCACCACACCAUGGACCACCACACCAUGGGCCUCCUCACCAUGGGCCACCACACCAUGGACCUCCUCACCACGGCCCUCCUCACCAUCAUGGCUGAGUGAUUGACCAAUAGCUGCAGUCACAGUGUCAUUCACCUGCAUUUCAACAUUCCGAUGAUCAGAAGUACCUUGCUCAUAGCCACAUAAUUCUUGGCUAGGCAAUACGAUGUAUGUGUACAAAUUGAUUAUUGUUUACAAUAAAUAAUUAUAAAUCAGA
Schistocerca cancellata (South American locust) is the source of this 455-nucleotide messenger RNA. RefSeq names its product histidine-rich glycoprotein-like. Bases 46 to 297 code for a protein of 83 amino acids. NCBI's taxonomy places the organism in Eukaryota, Metazoa, Arthropoda, Insecta, Orthoptera, Acrididae. The transcript has 2 exons. The record is from RefSeq and is a predicted model, not a curated record.